Molecule: messenger RNA, 504 nt
Organism: Odobenus rosmarus divergens (Pacific walrus)
Lineage: Eukaryota; Metazoa; Chordata; Mammalia; Carnivora; Odobenidae
Gene: CALML6
Product: calmodulin-like 6
Exons: 5
Coding region: 1-504 (167 amino acids)
Cellular component (GO): myosin II complex
Molecular function (GO): calcium ion binding
Source: RefSeq, a predicted model, not a curated record
AUGGGGGAGCCCUUUCCGAAAGCUGCCACGGCAGUGACGGAGCGCCUGACAGCCGAGCAGAUCAAGGAGUACAAGGGGGUCUUUGAGAUGUUCGACGAGGAGGGCAAUGGGGAGGUGAAGACCGGAGAGCUGGAGCGGCUCAUGAGCCUGCUGGGCAUCAAUCCUACCAAGAGUGAGCUGGCCUCCAUGGCCAAGGACGUGGACAGAGACAACAAAGGAUUCUUCAACUGUGACAGCUUCCUGGCCCUGAUGGGGAUUUACUGGGAGAAGGCCCAGAACCAGGAGGGCGAGCUGAGGGCAGCGUUCCGUGUCUUCGACAAGGAGGGCAAGGGCUACAUCGACUGGGACACGCUCAAGUACGUGCUCAUGAACGCAGGUGAGCCCCUCAAUGAGGCAGAGGCCGAGCAGAUGAUGAAGGAGGCUGACAAGGACGGGGAUGGGACCAUUAACUACGAGGAGUUUGUGGCCAUGAUGACCGGAGAGUCCUUCAAGCUGGUCCAGUAG